AGCACAGGUACACUAAAUGUCUAGAAAUGGGUUAUUUCAGUUUCAUUAAGCUUUAUAUGAAUAAUUUAAUUCAAAGAUUUGCCAUUACACCAUUAUUUGUUUACCUUGAGUUAUUUAUUUAUUUUUAGCAUUGUUUGUAUUUUGCAAUUGAAGAGAGCUGAGACAGAUUCAACCUGACACCAACUCUGGUUGCUUGUACUGGAACCUUCUUCAUCAAGGACUUUUAAUUUUUUGCCACAAUACUCAUCACCACCCACAAUUUCAGAAAUUCAUUUAUGUUUGAAAAAGAUCAACCAACAUGAACCUUUGUUAAUAUUUUUCCUAACAUCCAUAUUAGUCAUGCAUGUUCUGUUACACAAGACCUUAAAAUACAAAUCAUUGUCAUUUUUGUUUAAUCUUCGAUUAUUUUUGUCGUAGCAACAAUGUUUAGUUUUUUGUUUUAAUUUGCUACAGUAAUAUUAGGGUGAUUAUGGAUAUUCAAUAGUAAUAAUGAGCUUGCUUUUAAAGAGAUUUUUGUUUAUACUACGUUUUUGUUUUGACUGAUGAAUGUUCUUGACCUAACUUAUGUAAAUAAAAUUUUUGAGAUGCCCUAUUGUCAUUUUAUAUUAAUAUGAGUUAAACCAUCUAUUUCCAUUAUUUUUACUAUUGUUUCAUUUAUCCAUCUGCUUAAAUCAAUAAAAAAUCUAAUUAAACAUUUAAAAGGAAUAUACAUGACCAUAAUGUAUAUGGUAUAUGGUAAACACCGGCCAAUUGACUUACCGUAUUUUCCGCCCUAUAAGGCGCACCUAAAAACCUAAUAUUUUCUCAAAAACCAACAGUGCGCCUUAUAGUCCGGUGUGCCUUAUAUAUGGACCAAAUUCCUAAAUUCAAACUGGCCCGAAGUAUUGUGUCAUGAAAUCAAUCAUAAGUGGCCCGCUGAAGACUAUGAAUCAUGACUCAAAAAGACUAUGGAUCAUUAUUUUAUGAUUAUAAAGUAAUUUGUUCCGUCUGAAGUUGAAAUAAAAAAGAUAAAAUGGAGAAUGAUUUGAUUUGGAUUAAAAAUCUGACAUGAUGCAUUAAUGGUGCGCCUUAUAGUCCGGUGCGCCUUAUAUAAGGAUAAAGUUUUAAAAUGGGCCAUUCAUUGAAGGUGCGCCUUAUAGUCCGGUGCGCCUUAUAGGCCGGAAAAUACGGUAGUUUAGUGAAUUGACCACAAGGGGACAGUAUUUUCAUUAGCGAACCAUCUGUGGUGACCCUGACACAAGCAGACUACCCCCAGAUAUUCAUGAUAUAAUAAAUUUUAGUUAUCAUUUCUAAUUGAGCCUCUUUAUAUGAUACAUAUGCAUUCAUUCAUUCAUUCAUAGAUAGAUAGAUAGUGAUCCCUGGGGGAAAUAUACAUAUCUAUACAAAUUAUUGUAAAAGUAGCUGUCUCACUGAUCAUUUUAAUGUGAAGACAUGUUUUUAAGUACCGUCAUAAGAACAAAAAACUAAUACAAAUUGAAUUGAAAAUAUCACUCAUUGGCUGCACUUUAUUCUGACAAGUUAUGACCAUAAUGACACAGUGCCGCAAAGAUGAUCAGUAGUGGACUGACACACCGGUGCACAAUCCAUCCAGCUACUGUUAAUGUUGAAUCCUGUUUUAUAUCCUGUCUAACUCCUUGCUCAAUGUGAAAUGUGUGGUUGGGAUUAUUCUGGAGUCUAGUAACAAUCUCAUAUUUUGGCUUUGUCCGGCAGUUUUCUUAUCCAAUGAAAUAUUUAAAGUAUGACAACAAUGUUAAUAUUAGUAUUGUGAAUUUGCAUGCAUGCACAUUGUGCUCUGUGUGUCAAUAUUAGCCAACGACACCUAUCGAGAAGACUUCAAGCAAAGGCAGUGAGGAAUUUAUGCCAAUCAGUUCUUCUCACAACUUUCUUGAAUUCUUAAAUUUGAAUCAUUCCAUCUCAGAAUUUUCUGCAAGCAAUGAGGUAAGCAUCAAAGAGCAUCAAGAAUCGAAGCGCAUCAAGCCACUUAUUCUUCAUACACCAUGUGUAUUUUAAAUGUAUUACAUGGACGGUUCAUGUGAUCUUGCAGGAUACAGGAUGGGAUUUGUUUGACUCAACAACACCAUCACAGGACCAGCAACACUGGAGGGACGUUGAGGAUUCAAGCCAAUGGCAGUGUGAGUUCAGGGGUCAAAUCAGAGCACUGAGACAAUGGCUGAUGUGUAUGGAGAUGAGACUUCCCUCCUUUAACCUCAGGCUCCAAGGUGAUGGACACUCAAGCUCAGAUCAAGAGUCCCUUGUAGAUAAAUGGAAGGAAACCAAGUCUACUUUGGCUCUGCGAAACAUAUCUACUGAUACUGGGACGUUCCUUCAAAGCCUGGAAGCCUUGCUGACAUGGGUGUGUGAAAUAGAGGAGCUCACAGCUAAUCAGAAGCCUCCAUCUUCAGAAGUCAAAGUGGUGAAAGCACAGCUUCAAGAACAAAGGCUCCUGCUGCGCCUUCUAACAGACAGACGGAAAAGUAUCCAUACUAUGUUGUUAGAGGGUCCUCGGCUGGUGGAGGCCCACCCAGGAGAGGAGGGGGAACAGGCAAGGGUCAAGCUCUCUGCUCUCAAACAGAAGUGGGAGUCCAUACAGUGGGAGGCGGAUCAAAGGAAGGACAGUCUGGAAGGAAUUCUACCAAUGGCCCGACUCUUCCAGGAAGGCGUAGACAAUCUGCAGCAGUGGCUGAUAUCUGUUGAGCAGGCCCUAGCUGAACUACGCAAUGCUGAAAGAGUGAUGCUGAAUCUUUCAGAAGCCACAGAGAGGGCUAAGGCAUUUACAGAUGAGAUUCAGGCUAAAAGUGCGGAGCUUGCAAAAGUUCAAAAAACAGGCCAUGAGCUCAUGGAAGUGAUUUCAGAGGAGGAAGAACACCAGGUGCAGGAGAAAUUAGAUGGACUUCGUAUCCGAUGCUCCGUGCUAAAUCUGAGUAGUCUGGAUGUACUACAAAGACUGGAGCAAGCUCUGGAAGCAUCCAAUCGCUGUACAUCCAGUCAGGAGGACCUCCACCUGUGGCUGGGUCGUAUUGAGAGAGAACUCUUGGGUAUAGCAGGAGCACAAACAUAUGGCGGAGAUGCAGUGCUAUGUGCAGCUGAAAGACAGAGGCUCGAACAGGCUGUAGUGAAAGAAGUGGCUUGGUUUAAGGAUGCAGCGCUAAGACUUGAAAAGAUGAAAACUGUUCACCUGGAUCCUGACCUCAUAUCAGAACAACUCAAUGAGCAGAAGAUUUUGGCUGUGGAGAUUCUUCAACACAGGUUCAACAUUGAGAAGAUGGUAAAAAUAGCUGAACUCUUGCAAACAUACAGCGAGGAAAGUGAAGUGUGGAAUCUGCAGACCCCAUUAGAUGCCUUACAGGAACAAUGCGCCACCACAUCAGCGACUAAUUCCCAUGGAGUUUUGCAGCUUGAGCAUGCUCAGUCACUUGUUGUUCAGUUCUCGGAGGGCCUUACUGAGGUUUCACCCUGGCUAGAUGAAACACAAAGCCUUGUUGGGCAGCUCUCCCUCAGCACAAUCAGCUUUGAAGCAUUACGUGAGCAACAAGACCUUUUACAGGGUCUCAGGGAGUCAAUAGCUGAACAUCGGCCUUUGAUCACACGCUUAUGCUCCUUGGCCAAACGCCUGUUCGAGCUAAACCCAAUUCAGGGAGAGGGAUUUUGCUGCAAAGCCACGGAGGCUGAGGAGCGGCACAGAGCCAUCAGAGAACGUGUCAGAGAGACCGCCAUUGUACUUGAAGACUCCCUACCCAGAUUCACUCAACUGAAUGAGAGGAUGGUUCUUCUCAGAGAAAGUCUUGACCGCCUGCGCAGUCACAUCCAGAGUCCAACACCCCUUCAGUGUCUGACCCAGAGGAUUCAGGAGCAACUGCAUGACAACAAGCACUUGCUGUCUGAACUAUCCAAAUUGGAGCUCAGCCUCACAAGUGUCAAGACACAGGCACAAGACUUGCUGACUAACACAAGGGCGGCAGGAAUUACAUCCCUCGACACAGCAAUCCAGGAGCAAGUCUCGACUCUUUCCCAGCUGUUGGAUGAGACGCAUAGUCAGGUUCAAGAAAGGGAAAGCUGGUUGCUCAAACUACUGAAUCUAUCCAUGAAGUUUUGGAGUGAUGUUGCUGAGGUCACCGCAGCUCUCAGUAAUGCUCAGCAAGCAGUUUUGGAUCUUAAUGCAAGCCAAACGGACUGUGAAACAAUCCGCCAGUGCUUAGAGACCAUGCAGACACUCAGGGAAGACAUUGACACUUUGCAAGGAGAUUUAGACACCCUUGGUGUUCUCGGAAUGGAUCUGAUGUCAGCAUGUGGGGACACGGACAAACCGGAUGUCACAAAAAGCCUGGACGAACUUUAUUGCCUGUGGAACAAUUUGAGUAAAUUAUGGAACGAAUGCCAUGAGAAACUUGAGGAGUCCUUCCAAAUGUCCUUAAAUUACCAAGACACUAUGCAGGGACUUUUUGAGUGGUUGAAAUCUGCAGAACUGAGGUCAACUGAAGAGUUCAUGGUUGGAACUGACCUAGAAUCAGUCAAAGAGCAGCUGCGUGAACUCAAGGAAUUUAAGCGAGAACUGUACCAGAAGAAGAUUGAAAUAGAAAGCCAAAACCAUCGCUUUGUAUUUCGAUCGUCACCAGGCUCAGUCUCACCCCUGUGUGACUUUCGACUGCGUUGGGACAAUCUGGAGUCAGAAACUGUCAACAGACAGCAUCAACUGGAGUGUGCUCUACUGGGUUUGGGACAGUUCCAACACACACUGGAUGAAUUACAGACAUGGCUUGCCCAUACUGCUGAACAAUUGCGGGGCAAAAAGACAAUUAGCAUCGACCUCCAGGCUUGUGAAAUAGAGCUGGCCAAACAUAAGGUGUUGCGUAAUGAUGUCAUGUCUCAUGUUCGCACAAUGGAAUCUUUGAACCAGGCAGGCAAGGAGUUGCUCGAAGUUGGGUCCGGGGACUGUGCACUUCAGUCUCGACUGGACCAACUCAGUGAAAGCUGGGAGUUUGUUUGUUGUGAAACUGAACGUUACCAGCUGGAGUUAGAGAACAGACUCAGUCAGGUGCAAGAUAUUACAAUGGAAAUUCAAGACCUUCUGCAGUGGUUGGACAACACAGACAUCAGGUUGCCAUCUUCCAAAUCCAUGUGGGGAAUGCCAGAAACCACCACUGAGAGGCUUAAUGCUCAUUUGGAAUUAUGCAACGAGACAGAGUCAAAGCUUCACACCUAUACAGAUGUGAAAAAUGCCAUUCAAAGAAUGCUGGAAAGCAGCAGUGUUGUGCCAGGAUCAAGUACAGAACACAGCCUGUCAAUAAUAGAACAAAAGUGGUCUUCCGUGUACAACAAAGUUCAAGAGCGAAAGGCAAAGCUUAUGAAAGGCUUGAAACUGGCCAAGGAAUUCCACAGUGACAUCCAGGACCUUCUCACCAAGAUGUCCAAGUGUAAAGAGUCUAUUGGACUCCUCACACCUCCCAGCUUUGUUCUGGACACAGUUUAUAACCAACUACAAGAUCACAGAACGCUGGUGGAUGAGGUGAAUGGUUAUGGGGAGAAGAAGACCACGGUAGAGAGUGCUGGCAGUAGACUUGCUGCGCUUAGCAGGAAAGAGGAUUGUGAUGUCAUUCAUAACCUCAUCAUGACUGUCCACGAUCGCUACAAAAAACUACAGCAGUGUAUUUCCGAGAGAAGCAUUGCGCUAGAGGAGGUCAAAAAGAAUGCCAAACAGUUUAAUGAAUCUUGGCGCCUCCUGGUGGACUGGAUGUUUGAGGUAGAAGAAACCUUGGACAACCAUAAAGAGAUUGCACAGUCACAUGAGGAGAUUAAACAACAACUAACUGAGCAGAAGGAGUUCCAGAAAAUGCUCAGAUCCAAGAGGCCAAUGUAUGAAGCGACGCUAAAGAGUGGCCGCAAACUUCAUGAACGAGCUCAAAGUAGCUAUGACCAACAGCACCUGGACAACCUCCUGGCUGAAUUGAAAGACUCCUGGGACACCAUCAAUGGAAAGUCAAUGGAGAGACAACACAAACUAGAGGAAGCGUUGCUGUUCUCAGGAAGGUUCACUGAUGCUCUUCAAGCUCUGAAUGGCUGGCUUUAUAGAGCUGAGCCCCACUUAGCUGAGGAUGUUCUUGUCAGUGGAGACAAGGACAUGGUCAACAAUUUGAUAGACAAACAUAAGGCAUUUCAAAAGGAGCUGGGGAAGCGGGCAGGGUGCAUCAAGACCCUGAAACGCUCUGUAAAGGACCUGACCAAGAGCAGUACGGCUGAUUCCCACUGGCUGCAGGAGCAAAUGGAUGAACUGGAGGGCCGCUGGGAGGUGGUGUGCAGGCUGUCAGUUGGAAAACAGGACAGACUUGAGGCUGCACUUCAGCAGGCUGAGAAGUUUGAUGGCCUUGUCCACUCGUUCAUGGAGCGUCUCAGUGAGGUGGAGAGGCUUUUUAAAUACGGGGUCAUACCGGAAGAAGAAGAAAGUUUGCUUGCCUUCCACAAGCACAAUGAGGAAACAAUGUUUACCUUAAAAGCCCAAUCAGCAGAGUUGGAGAAUAUCCAGUGUCUGGGUCAAAAGAUCCUCUCCUCUUGUCAUCCAGACUCAGUCGUAACCCUCAAGUCUUGGAUGGGUGUCACCAAGACCCGCUACGAGGAGGUUCUGACAUGGGCCCAGCAACAAGGCUUAAGGAUCCAGACGACUUUAGCUUUACUGGAGGAAGAGAGAGCGGAAGUCCAGAGGCUGUUGGAAUGGAUCUCCUCAGCACAAGAAGCUCUCAGUAUCAGAGAUGAAGAGCCUGUGCCUGAAAACACAGAGCAGAACCAAGAACUUAUUCAGCAGCACUGUGUAUUCAUGGAGGAGCUCAAUAAGAAGCUACCAGAAGUUGAACAUGCAACAAAGUCCUGCAAACGCAAAAGUGUUUCUAAACAUCAGGUUUCACCCUUCAAACGAACAAUCAUAAAGAGGCGGAGCACUCUAAAGUUGCAGCCUACAGCACCACUCCCCCUGGAGCACCUUGACCCCCAGACCCCACUGCUCAGUCAGCUGGUCAGUCAGUGGCAGAAACUUUGGCUCCUGGCGGUAGCAAGACAAAAACAUCUUGAACAACACCAGCAAAAACUCAAAGAGAUUGAAGAAUUUGCCAACUUUGACUUUAAUAUUUGGCGAAAACGUUACAUUCAGUGGAUAAGCCAUUUGAAGUCUCGCAUCCUAGAUGUAUUCCGUAACAUUGAUCGGGAUCAGGAUGGACGCAUCAGCCAGAAAGAGUUCAUCGACUAUGUCCUGGCUUCGAAAUUCCCCACCAACUCGCUGGAGAUGAAUGCAGUUGCAAACAUUUUUGACAUGAACAGUGAUGGUUUCAUUGAUUAUUAUGAGUUUGUGAGUGCGCUGCACCCCAGCAGAGAUCCUUACAGGAAAACUCUGGACGCAGAUCAAAUCAAUGAAGAGGUGAGCCGUCAGGUAUCACAAUGUAAUUGUCCCAAGAGGUUUCAAGUAGAGCAGAUCAGUGCCAACAGAUACCGGUUUGGAGAUUCCCAACAGUUGCGGAUGGUGCGUAUGUUGCGGAGCACACUGAUGGUCAGAGUGGGAGGAGGCUGGACUGCUUUGGAUGAGUUCCUGGUGAAGAAUGAUCCCUGCAGAGUAAAAGGUCGGACCAACCUGAAGAUCAAGCAAAAGUACUUAUCUCCCACAGUGAGCACAUCGAAAGGUUUGACUGUCAGCAGGUCCAACUCAAGCCUCAGUCUCUAUAGCAGCGCCUCCGCCCCCACCAGCCCCAUGACACGCAAGGCUUUACUCCGCCGAAGUUUUUCAGGCGACCGUUGCAUACGUCCACGAAGUUCCAUUGCUGCAUUAGGGUCUGAAUUCCUGUUUGUCUCUACAGAAGGCCACAACUCUCUAUCACCAUCAGAAGAAGCUGAGAGGCUGCUCCCUACAUGAUUGCCUCUGCCUUCAAGCUCCACGUGUGCACUAAACCCAAACAGCCUUACGGCCCUGAAUCACAGACAUACUGAUAAGUAGAAAUGUGGUCGAACACAAAAUGCAGACCCUGAAAAAUAACAACAGAAGGUCAAGAUAUAGAAAAAUCUGCAGCUUUGGAGUGUCUGUUGAAACUCUCCAAGUGUGAAGCAUCAAACAUGUUCACGCUCCAGUUGCAAUUUACACAUAAAAAUAUAAAUGGACACUGGAAGGUUUUGUAAAUGUUUUGCAUGGAAACUUUAUGCAUGGUUGCCUUAUGAUCAUUUUUCCCCCUUAGCAAUGUUUACUGAUUUUUAUAUGAUCAGAAUCAGUAAGUAUAAACUGCUAUGUAGUAAUCAUCUGUUUAACCUAAUAGUGUACAAUGCUCAGUUGUGAACAUUUACUGCCAUGGAAAAAAAAGUAUGUUCCUUGUUUGUCCACUGAGAAUCCAAAAACACAAAUACCAAAACCACUAUUAAUUUGCGAGGAUACAGUAUGUUGGUCCUCAAUUGUACAAUGUAAAUUGUUUUUUGGGGCGGUUUGUUUUUUUGCUGCUGCAAAGAUGAUAUUUUUGGCAGGGCCACAACCUUAUAUCAUUUACGGUUUCUGAGGCCGUGCGUUUAAGUGAUCUUGCAUUGUUUUUAAUGCUUUUAGGAUAGUGUCAUCAUUGAAAAUUGUGCAUCCAGGAAAUGCAAUGACAUUUUGAAAAGUCGACUAUUUUGUCAGGAUUGUUUUUAAAGGGGGGUUUCAUGGAACAUUGCUGUGAAUGUGUUGAUCUGAUAUUUGCUUUUUAUUGCAGUAAAAGUUUUUGUUUUUUCUUGAAUUUUCUUCACAUAUUAAGCACUUUCUUACUACAAUACAGGUUGAUUUGUUAGCAAAAAAUGUAGUAAUGAGAUACAUGUUAAAAUCUGUUUUUGUACAUAGCCAUCAAGUCUGUUUUCCAAAAAAUACAAUUCAGAAUUGACGGUAUUUUUUUUUUUGCUUGUGUAACUAGCAACUUGUACCAAAAGUGCAUCUUGUUUCUUGUUUUUCCUUUCUGUAGUGUGGAAUGUCUCUUACGGUCAGCUCACAUGUAAACAACACAAUUGUGCACUGCUUUAUUGCUCGUUUUAGUAUGUGAUAAAUGAAAGAUACCAAGCAACUUUAAAUAAAUUACAAUUUUCUUUUGGGGUACCGUCUAUCCAUGACAAUUAAACAAGCUGGUGAGUGAGAGCGCAAUACAUUUUUGCUAUCUUUGUAAAUAACGCAGCAUAAAUGCACCAUUUUGUGUUCUUGUUUUUCAGAUCUGGUAUUGCAGACAGAAGGUGAAAUUUAGUAGGGUUGAGUCUAUGCAGUUGAAUUGAUUCAUUAAAUAUUUUUAAGCAUAGAAUACGCCUUUUGGCCUCAAUUUGUUUGUGUUGGGAUAUGGGAUAUACUGUGGAGAAAUAACAACAUUUCAACUCAAUUACUAUGCACCUUUAACUUAAUCUUCACAUGUUCCUGUAUUCAGCACUCUUUACGAUGUCCAAUUUUGGCGACCUCUCGAUUUAGGUCACUAAUCCUUUUCUGUUGAAGUGCACCAAUAAAUGAAUAAUUUGUUACAAAAUUCAAA
This is a messenger RNA of Syngnathus typhle (broad-nosed pipefish), 9497 nucleotides long. It is a transcript of the gene macf1b, whose product is annotated as microtubule actin crosslinking factor 1b. Gene Ontology annotation, biological process: intermediate filament cytoskeleton organization; cytoplasmic microtubule organization; wound healing. Gene Ontology annotation, molecular function: calcium ion binding; microtubule binding; structural molecule activity. Gene Ontology annotation, cellular component: intermediate filament; hemidesmosome; cytoplasm. The record is from RefSeq and is a predicted model, not a curated record. The coding region runs from base 2174 to 7888 and encodes 1904 amino acids. NCBI's taxonomy places the organism in Eukaryota, Metazoa, Chordata, Actinopteri, Syngnathiformes, Syngnathidae. The transcript has 40 exons.